AGCGAGGCUGGGAGCAGGAGCUGCGGGAGGGGAGGAGGAGGGGGGUCGCCCACGCCCUGCCCCUGGGGUCCUGCCGGGGCAUAGCGGAUCCGCAGCCCCCCCGGGGGAGCAGCCGCCCCCAGCCCAGCAGCGUCCGUCUGUCCCCGUCACUUGAGGAUGAACAGCCCUGAGCAAUGCCAAGGAGCCUGCGACGGCGCCCCCUGCAAGGCCCGGGGCCAGAAACGCCGCUGCAUGUCGGCUGUGGAGCAGGGCUCCUGCCCCGGUGGCGACCCGGAGGCCGAUUGGGAGAUGGAGGAGGAGGAGGAGGAGGACCGUUUCCUGGGCGUGCCGCUGCGGAGGUCGUGCAUGUCGAGGGCCUCCUUCCGUGGACGGGACUCCUACCGGCGCCACAGCUGGGAGCCGGGCAAGAAGCUGCAGAGUGACCCGGACUACGACCAAAUGAGCGUGAGUUUGAAGGGCCUGGCCCCUGAGGAGCUCGACUCCGCUGCGGGGCAGUUGGACGGCUUCUCCCGACACCGCAGGGACCCCCGCCGGGCCCCCAUCAUCCGCAGCAACGACGGGCUGGAGUCCCUGCUCUCGCAGGACGAGGAGGAGGAGGAGGACCUGGAGCGGGCUCAGGAAGACGCCAGGAGUUUGCAGGCCUAUCGGACCGGGCAGAACCCCGCCUCCAGCGCCCUCUCCAAGUGCGUUUCCCUGAGCGGCAUCGACCGCUUCCCGGAUGCGGAUGAAAUCUCCCUCUUCGCUUCUGGGAUGGACCUCGUCAAUGGGUAAGGCUCGGAGGCAUUUGCUCGUCGU
Terrapene triunguis (Three-toed box turtle) is the source of this 795-nucleotide messenger RNA. RefSeq lists its product as uncharacterized. The transcript is spliced from 5 exons. Bases 157 to 771 code for a protein of 204 amino acids. The record is from RefSeq and is a predicted model, not a curated record. NCBI's taxonomy places the organism in Eukaryota, Metazoa, Chordata, Testudines, Emydidae.